Selaginella moellendorffii is the source of this 697-nucleotide messenger RNA. Its product is annotated as protein FAM133-like. Bases 35 to 574 code for a protein of 179 amino acids. The record is from RefSeq and is a predicted model, not a curated record. The transcript is spliced from 6 exons. Lineage: Eukaryota; Viridiplantae; Streptophyta; Lycopodiopsida; Selaginellales; Selaginellaceae.
CCUAGUUCUAGUCUAGGGUUUUUGUGGUCUCGCAAUGGCGGUGUCUUCUUCGACUUCCGGCUCUUCGGAAUCGCUGUCGCGGCAUCACCACCUCAAGCAUCGCCGCAGGAAGCACAGCCGCCGCCACGACGCGAGCUCCGCCGACGGCAGCAGCGGCGCCAGCAGCAGCAGCUCCUCCGACAGCGAUGCACACAGCGGCGGUGGCCGGAUGAGACGCGCGAAGCGAAAGCACCGAGGUGAUGCUUCGAGCAGCGAGAGUGACACCGAUUACGAUUCCGAGAAGCGGAAGCGCAGGAAGAAGGAGAAGCUUCACAGAUCACACAAGAAGGAUGGUUUGAAGGAGAGAAAUCACAAGCACAAGAGCAGGAAGCACAAGCGGGAGAAAUCGAGCGAUGAAAGCAAUGGUCCCGUGCAAUUGUCCAAGUUCCUGGGUCGGACAAAGGACGACGGCGUUCGUCGAAGCGUUGUUUCGGGUAAAAAGAUUCAACUCAAGGUUGAAAAGAGCAAAGAAGACAGAGCUGCGGAGACGAAGCGCAACGAGCUCUUGAAGUUUUUGAAUGCUAGCUACGAUUGAAAAUGGCGAGAAAAGAUUCGUUUGGUGUUUGCUCUCCAAAUGUUCUUUUCUUGACUCUGUUCUUAUCAAAGAAAAGGGGAUUUCUGUAAAACGUUUUGACUCUCAAAUUACCACGCUUUGAUC